AUGGCGAGACACUUCGUCAAGCAUGGGAAAGCUUGUGGGGGUAGUUGCAUGGCUAAACCGUACAGUGAAAGCCAAAUCUUGAUAAAUAACUUCAUUGCUAAUGAUCAUAAUUGGCAAGGUGAGGGUGAUUCACAAAAGGCAAUUAAGCAGAAAUCAGCUGGAGUACUUGAGCUCGACGACUUGACAGCCAUGAGAGCCGAUAUUGCAAAGUUGGCUAAUCAGAUGACUAGGAUGACAAUGCAGCAACAACAACCAAUGCAACAUCAGCUCAGAACCGAUUUCAAAAAUCUUGAAAAGCAGAGGGGGCAGUUGGCAACGAAUCAGAACACCAGACCUGCAGGCGCUCUCCCCAGUGAUACAGAAAAGAAUCCUCAAGUGAAUGCAGUUACACUCAGAAACGGGAGAGAGCUGGAGAAAGUGCCAAAGAAAAGAAAAGACAAAGCCACACCCGAGGGGGAGUUGAUACCGAAGGAAACUCAUGAAUCCAAGAAUACUGAUGCAAUUCCAGAGCCAGAUAUAGUGGCUCACAAGAGAAGAUUGAAUGAAUUUGAGACAGUGGCACUUACUGAGGAGUGCACCUCAAGGGUCCAGAACAAUCUUCCUCAAAAGCUUAAGGAUCCUUGCAGUUUCACCAUUCCGGUGCGCAUUGGUAAUAUUGAUCUGGCUGAUAGAUCAAUAGCACACCCCGAGGGUGUGAUUGAAGAUGUGUUGCUGCAAAUUGGAAAAUUUAUCUUCCCAGCUGACUUCAUUAUCCUGGAUUAUGAGGCUGACGAACUGGUCCCAAUCAUAUUGGGGCGACCUCUCUUGGCUACUGGUGAUGCAAUCAUUAAUGUGAGAGAGGGAAAAAUGAUUUUGAGGGUGGAUGAUGAGGAAGCAGUCUUUAAUGUGUACAAAGCAAUCCAACUCCCCCGCCAUUAUGAGGAGCUCUCAAUGAUAUCCGUUGUUGAGGUUGAUGAGCAAAUUCUUGACACGAGUGUAUAUCUAGACGACUCUCUAGAGAAAGCACUUAUGUUGUUCAAUAGCAUGGGAAACGAUGAGGAG
This is a messenger RNA of Nicotiana attenuata, 1041 nucleotides long. RefSeq lists its product as uncharacterized. The transcript is spliced from 5 exons. The record is from RefSeq and is a predicted model, not a curated record. The annotation marks the transcript as partial. Lineage: Eukaryota; Viridiplantae; Streptophyta; Magnoliopsida; Solanales; Solanaceae.